Diabrotica balteata is the source of this 2809-nucleotide messenger RNA. The record is from the annotation of a GenBank genome assembly. NCBI's taxonomy places the organism in Eukaryota, Metazoa, Arthropoda, Insecta, Coleoptera, Chrysomelidae.
GAUGUACUGACUAGAGACUAUACUCGCCAGUUCACUGACUCGUCUUCUCCGGAGCGUUACCACAAGGAAGUCGCGAUUUUAUAUCCGGAGUUUGUAGUCGGCCGAUUCGCGGUGUUUUGGUUUUAUUUAGUGGGUGAAAAUGCAGGUUUUGGAGCUACAACACGAUGACUACGACGAUUCCUCAGUCUACGACAUCAGCUCCAUCGAUAGCGCAUUCAGGAAAAUUAACAAGAAUUCAACAAACUUUUUAAUAUGGAAAGUGGAGAAUAUGAAUAUAAUCGCAAUCCCAAAAGACCAGUAUGGUACUUUUUAUACGUCAGAUUCUUAUGUUAUUUAUGCAGCUUGUUUAUAUGGACAACCUUGUGGGGUUGAUAUGGUGAGUAAAGAAACUAAAGGUUCUAUAGAACACCACGUGCAUUUUUGGCUUGGAUCACAAACUAAUCCCGACAGAUCAGGUGUAGCAGCUUACAAGACCGUCGAAAUCGACAAUUAUUUAAACGGACAUGCUGUUCAACAUAGAGAAACAGAAGGAUAUGAAAGUGCACGAUUUUUGAGCUACUUUAAAAACGGAAUAAGGAUAUUAAAACCGGAGAUAAUAAACGACUUCCAGCCUGUUAAGUUAUACAGAGUUAGAGGCAAAAGAAUUCCCGUUGUCAAAGAAAUGCCUAGUGUCUCUUGGGAACAUUUCAAUAGCCAGGACAUUUUCGUCAUAAAAACGCCAAAAAUAAUUUUUGUUUGGUCCGGAAGAGCUGCAGAUGCUGUAGAAAAAUUACACGCCACAACAAUCGUGGAAGAUAUGAAGGAAAAACAAAAAAUCCCUAAUUUGGCCUUCGUGGACGACGGUUACGAAAAAACUCUACAAGAUGAUAUUAAAAAGGAGUUUAACAAAUAUUUACCUCUGGAAAAACGAGUCGUUUUACCCGAGCUUUCCGAAAACGACGAAAAUGGCAACUACCACAAAUCUUCAAUGAGAUUGUACAAAUGCGCAGAUGUUAACGGUAAAUACAGGGUGGCUGAGGUAAAAACAGGGCCUUUUGUACAACAGGAUCUACACUAUGAAGAUGUUUACAUAUUAGACCAAGAAAUUGAUGGUAUCUGGGUAUGGGUAGGGAGGAAAGUCAGCGAAAAAGAAAGAAGUGAAGCUUUAAGAAACGCAAGAGGCUUUGUUAAGAAGAAAAAAUAUCCAGCCAAUACCAAAGUGACACGCGUUGUGGAUACUUAUGAACCGCAGGAAUUUAAAAUGUUAUUUACUUCAUGGAAAUCUGACAAUAGAGUUUUAAAACCUUCCAUAUUGGUCUCCCGAUACGACGCAGUAACAAUGGAAGAUAGACCUAGUUUGGCAGCCGAAACACAACUCAUUGAUGAUGGAACUGGUAGUCUUACGAUAUGGCGCAUAAACCAGAGUCGUAUUGUCGAAAUACCUAAAGAAAGACACGGAAAUUUUUUCUCGGGAGAUUGCUAUAUCAUUCUGUAUACAUAUCAAACUGCAAGUGACCAAAAACACCUUUUAUAUUGUUGGCUGGGUUCCCAUGCUACGCAAGAAGAAAUCAACAGUACUACCUUGAAAGUAAUAGAAAUCGACGAAGAACUGGGUCAAAUUGGAUUCCACGCCAGAAUCAUACAAGGGCGAGAAACUGCACAUUUUUUGCAGCUGUUUAAAGGAAAAUUAACGAUUUUCAAAGGACGAGGUGUUGAGUUUGAUGACACUGGAAGAAACUUAAAAAUCCCAUCGCAGUAUUUACUCCACGUCUACGGAUCUACAUCUUACAGCACAAAAGCCGUUCAAGUCAGCGUGAAGGCUUCAUCGUUCAACUCCAAUUACUGCUUCGUUCUCAAGCGAUCGAAGAAAGCGUACAUUUGGUCCGGAACGUAUUCAACGGGAGACCAAAGGGAAAUGGCAAAAGCAUUUGCCGGGAAGGAUUUCGAGCUUAUUUUAGAAGGGAAAGAACGCGAGGACUUUUUUAAUUUAUUGGGUGGAAAGACACCUUAUUCCACGCAGAUUGUGAAACACGAGAACGAUCCAAAGCCUGCUCGAUUAUUUAAAUGCAGUUCUUCAAAAGGAAGGUUUAAAGCCGAAGAAAUUCUCUUUUUUAGCCAAAAAGAUCUGGUACCUGAGCAUGUUAUGCUCUUAGAUACUGCUGAUUCCAUAUACAUGUGGAUCGGAAAACUGAGCAACAAAGAAGAAAAGAGAUUGAGUGCACAAAAAGCUAUUGAUUAUUUGCAAUCAGAUCCAGCAGGAAGAGAUAUGAAUAUAGCGAUAAUCCAUAUAAAACAAGAAAAAGAACCGCCCACCUUUACAGGCUUCUUUCAGUUAUGGGACAAAUCGUUUUGGAAAACUUACAAAACAUUCCUAAAAAUCCGACAAGAACUAGAAUCGCAGACGUGUUGUCAUAACGGAAACGGUAUUACCAAUGGUUACUCGAAUCACAACGAUUCUGGGGACAGUGAAUUCGAUCAGUACGAAAAGUAUCCUGUAAAUAUUUUGAAAGAGCCCAACGAUAAGCUUCCUCCCAGGAUAGAUCCUUUAAACAAGGAGUUACAUUUGACACACGACGACUUCGUUUCAAUGUUCAAGAUGGCGUAUGCAGACUUCGAAAAGCUACCCAGAUGGAAGCAACAAGAGUUGAAGAAAAAAGUUGGGUUGUUUUGAAGCAGUAGACAAUAUCGUAUUUAUUUUAAAAUUAUGUUAUAUAUUACAGAUACUUUUCAAGUAUACUGCACUUAUAUUUAUUUUAAAAAAAUCUUGUCACUUCUAGGUAUAUAUUUUAUGUACACGAUAUUUGAUAUUAAAAGUCAAAAUGUUUUGUGU